Molecule: messenger RNA, 787 nt
Organism: Paramecium sonneborni
Lineage: Eukaryota; Ciliophora; Oligohymenophorea; Peniculida; Parameciidae
Source: the annotation of a GenBank genome assembly
AUGCAAUAAUUCUUCUUUCAGAUUAAGAUGCUUAUAGAAGUAGAAUAAUGUAAAGAGGAUGAAAUUCUUAAAUGUAAGCAUGAGCUUCGAUUCUUGAAAAAUUAAAGCAGUUACUUUUUAAAAUAAAUGGAAGCAAAUAAUGAAUUUGACGAAAGUAAAUUAGUUUAAUAUAUCAUUAGCUCAAUAGUUUGUAUAUUCGAUUUGAGAAUUUCCCAUAUAAAGUAAUAGAUAGAAUGGGACUAGGUUAAGAUCAAUUAUUAAAAAUAAAAUCCAAGAUUAAUCGAUGCUUUUGAAGAUAGAUUUGGAUAAAAAAAUAAAGAUAUAGAAUUUGAUUACAUUUAUAUUAUCAGAAACUGGUUUUAUGGAUAGAUAUAUAUUUGUAAAUUGCAGAAGAGAUGGAUAGAGAACCAAUGAAAAUAGGUACUAUUAUUAUUGAUGUAAAAUCGAGAUAACUUUAAUCUGAACGCACUCAUCUCAUCACCCUUUUAAACUUAUUAUGGUAUUCAAAAGUGGAUUAUUAUUGAGGAAAUCUUAAUUAUAAAAGAAUCCAUAUUUAGAUAUUAUUAUAAGAGAGUUCAUUAGUUAGAAUUAUAAAUAUUAGUGUUAUGGUUUGAAUGUGAAGAAAGACAUGCCUAUAAUGAGUGAAACUUUCAAUAGGAAUAAUAAAUAUGUUAAGACAAUUAAUUCUUUAGGUAAAAUAUUGAAUCUUUAUCAUUUGAAAUUGAUCCAGAAUUCAUUUACAAUGAAAAGACAGAGAUUUAAGAUAGUGAAAAGUUAAAGUAUAUGA